Molecule: messenger RNA, 916 nt
Organism: Amaranthus tricolor (Joseph's coat)
Lineage: Eukaryota; Viridiplantae; Streptophyta; Magnoliopsida; Caryophyllales; Amaranthaceae
Product: protein ASYMMETRIC LEAVES 2-like
Exons: 4
Coding region: 113-916 (267 amino acids)
Source: RefSeq, a predicted model, not a curated record
UGAAGAAUCGCCAUCAUGAUGAAGAUUUGAUGAAAUGAUCAAGCCUUUUCUUGUAUUUGUGCUUCAUAUAAUCACAUUUUGAAUUAUUUAAAAUAAUCGAAAUAAAAGCGAAAUGUCAUCAUCAUUAAACUCACCAUGUGCGGCAUGCAAACUUCAAAGGAGGAAAUGCACGCAAGAAUGCAUAUUUGCACCAUAUUUUCCUCCCGAUGAGCCCCAAAAAUUUGCGACUGUGCACAAGGUAUAUGGAGCCAGCAACAUUGCGAAGCUUUUGAGCGAGCUGAACGUAGGGGUUAGGGAGGAUGCCGUGAUUUCGUUAGCGUAUGAGGCGGAGGCGAGGCUGCAAGAUCCGGUGUAUGGUUGUGUGGGUCACAUUCAGCUUCUACAGCAACGGCUUAAGCAAAUUCAAACUCAUGUUAUAGCUGCUAAGAAAGAAUUGGCUACUUAUGUUGGGCCGUGUAUGAUGAUGCAUCACCAGUAUAAUAUGGGCCCAGUUAUGGGUAUACCUACUGGGAUUGUUACAGGCCCAUGCCCAUCUCAAGGGGGUGCUGUUGGGCCAGAAUUGUUUGAGGCCCAACUUCAAUUCAGUGAGGAAAGUCUUGGUGACGGGGGCGGGGGUGGGGGUGGGGGCUGUGGUGGAGGAGAUGGAAGAGAAAGAGAAGGUGAGGGGGGAGAUGGAGGAGGAGUAUUUAAUCAAGUGGGGUCCACUUCACCAUUGACUCUUGGGUUUAAUCAGAUUCAAGCAGAUCAACAACCACUACAUGAAUCAUUAGGACAACUUAAUUUGGUUUUAGAGCAAGGUUAUAGGAUAUGCUAUUUGGACACUAAAUGCCGUAUGCCUCUUCUUCUUCUGUUGUCGAUUAGUAGAUUCAGGGUCGACCCUAGGCAAGGGCAGGAAGGGCUUGUGCCUGAAGGCUAG